Exophiala xenobiotica is the source of this 843-nucleotide messenger RNA. RefSeq lists its product as uncharacterized. The record is from RefSeq and is a predicted model, not a curated record. The transcript has 2 exons. Gene Ontology annotation, molecular function: catalytic activity. Bases 1 to 843 code for a protein of 280 amino acids. Lineage: Eukaryota; Fungi; Ascomycota; Eurotiomycetes; Chaetothyriales; Herpotrichiellaceae.
AUGCGUGUGACAAGUCCGAAUAUUGUUGACUAUUCGAGUCUGCACGUCGACCUGAGUUGGGGCAAGUGGAAUGCGAGCCUGGAUUUGAAGACGGAGGAAGGGAGGGGGAGCUUGCGGGAACUGAUUUUGGAUGCGGAUGUCGUUGUCCAAGGGUACCGGCCCGGCGUCCUGGAUAAGUAUGGAUUCGGACAGCAGGGGAUCAUUGACUUGAUCGCAAAUUCUGGCAGGGAGAGAGGGAUCAUCUCGGCGAGAGAGAAUUGCUAUGGCUGGAAUGGGCCGUGGAGUUAUCGGAGCGGGUGGCAGCAGAUCUCUGAUGCGUGUACGGGCGUUUCGUGGGCAUUUGGUAGGGCUAUGGGCUUGGAGAACGGGGAACCGGUCACACCGGUGUUUCCGAACAGCGAUUAUAUGACUGGCAUUGCCGGCACCGUUGCGAUAUUGACUGCAUUACUACGCAGAGCCGAGAAGGGUGGAAGUUACAAGGUUGAUUUGGCGCUGAACUAUUACAAUCAAUGGCUGGUGGAAAGUGUGGGCGAAUAUCCCUCUCAGGUCUGGGACGAUCUGUGGUCGCGGAAUGAGAGGAAGGUGUUCAGGUGUUACCAUAAUAUGCCUCAAACGGUGCCGGCGUAUAUGGAGAUGCUUCAGCAGAACUCCCCUCACAUCUUUGAUCCGAAAUUCUUUGAGGUCAGGCCUAGUGAUGCAAUCGACGCGGUGAUUCGCACCGUCAGGCCCGUCAACCAGUUCGACAAGGACGAGGUAGAGCUGAGGUACAAUGUUGGGACUCGAGGGAAUGGCAAGGACCAGCCGAGAUGGCCAGAUAACUUGCCGGCAGAAGUUGUGUCCUAA